AUGAAAAGGAGUCUGGCUGACACUUCAACUCGCAGCACAGCAGGUUGUCUGCCUGUACCUCUGUUCAAUCAGAAGAAAAGAAAUAGACAGCCCCUCACUUCAAAUCCCCUUAAAAAUGAGCUGGGUGCUAGUUCUGGGACUCGUACUUACGACUUUUCUCCCACGUCAUUUGGCUGGGGAACUGCAAACCCAGAAGUGGCUGAACUACAGAAAGCAGCAAACAAUGGAGUUUGGAACACAAAUGAGUAUACUCCUUUAAGUAAUACAACAGAUUCAAGAUCUGAUAGGGGAAUUAUUGAAAAGUUUGAGAACCUUUCAAAUGGUUUGAAAACUGUCCAGAAGCAAAAAAACCCUGAUAAUCGUAAUUCAUCUCAGCUUAUCAAAACAGCAGAAAUGAGCCAAGCAUACACAUCUAAAGGACAAUGGCCUCUGAAACCUAACACUGUUUCAAGAAGUCUGCAGGAUCAUAGUCUGGCAUAUAAAUUUAACCAUAAUAUUCAGAAAAAUAAACUGAAUGAAAAACAAUUUGAUUGUGUUCCAGAGGACAAAAGUCAGGAAGUUUCAGCAUCUCAAUUAAAAAGUAAAGAAAAAAAGAAUUCUUUGCGAAUCAUAUCUGCAGUCAUUGAAAGUAUGAGGCACUGGAGUCAAUAUGCUUAUAAAACUGCACUAUUAUUUGAAGUUUUAGGCACACUUGAUUCUGCAGUCACACCUGGAGCAUAUGGCGCAAAGAAUUUUCUUCUGAGAGAUGGAAAGGAGAGUCUGCCUUGUGUAUUUUACGAAAUUGACCGGGAGCUUCCAAGACUAAUUAGAGGUCGAGUGCACAGGUGCAUGGGAAAAUAUGACGCAAAAAGGAACAUAUUCAAAUGUGUCUCUGUAAGACCAGCAACUAUUCAAGAACAAAACACUUUCCAAGAAUUUGUUAAAAUUGCAGAUGUUGAGAUGACAGCAUAUGUAAAAACAAUGAAUGAAAUGUAA
Opisthocomus hoazin is the source of this 975-nucleotide messenger RNA. The record is from RefSeq and is a predicted model, not a curated record. NCBI's taxonomy places the organism in Eukaryota, Metazoa, Chordata, Aves, Opisthocomiformes, Opisthocomidae.